Phytophthora nicotianae INRA-310 is the source of this 156-nucleotide messenger RNA. RefSeq lists its product as hypothetical. The record is from RefSeq and is a predicted model, not a curated record. The coding region runs from base 1 to 156 and encodes 51 amino acids. The transcript has a single exon. Lineage: Eukaryota; Oomycota; Peronosporomycetes; Peronosporales; Peronosporaceae.
AUGUCGUCGUCGCUACAAGAGUUGAGCAAGGCUCUGAAGGUGGUGGUUGCCAUGCUGCAUCCUGGGUGGGAACCCGGUGUUUUCUCUUUCAUGCGUUUGAUGCCGGCGGGCUCGGAAGAGGAGCCCCACCAAGACUAUCAAGAGAGUGACUUGUAA